AUGUUCAAAAAGCUUGAAAUAAACAUCCCUUUUUCGGAGGCACUAGAACAAAUGCCAAUAUAUGCCAAGUUCAUGAAAGACGUCAUCUCUAAGAAACGUUCCACUGAUAUAGACCUGAUCAUCCUAACUGAAACAUGCAGUGCCAUUCUCCAAUGCAUGAAAAUCCCAAUGAAAAAUAAAGACAGGGGAUCAGUUACUAUUCCAUGCACUAUUGGUGAUAGGAAAUUCAAUAAAGCUCUAAUUGACUUAGGAGCAAGUGUAAGCUUGAUUCUACUAUCCAUCUAUAAGAAAUUAGGCAUUGGCACUGUUCAAGAUACUCGAAUGACACUUCAGUUUGCAUAUCGCUCUGUUAGGCGACCCUGUGGGAUUGUGGAAGACGUUCUUGUAAAAAUUGAUAAGUUUCUUUUCCCAGUUGACUUCCUCAUUCUGGAAAUGCCUGAAGAUGAGGAAAUUCCUCUCAUAUUGGGCAGACCAUUCUUGGAAACAUGA
Lathyrus oleraceus (garden pea) is the source of this 489-nucleotide messenger RNA. RefSeq lists its product as uncharacterized. Gene Ontology annotation, molecular function: aspartic-type endopeptidase activity. The record is from RefSeq and is a predicted model, not a curated record. Bases 1 to 489 code for a protein of 162 amino acids. Lineage: Eukaryota; Viridiplantae; Streptophyta; Magnoliopsida; Fabales; Fabaceae. The transcript has a single exon. Gene Ontology annotation, biological process: proteolysis.